AUGGCUGAUACUGAUUUUAUUCCAUUGCCACAAAGUGCCGGAUAUGCCGUCCUUGUUGGUUUGGGUGGUGUGUUUGCCGUGGGAAUGAUGCUCACCACUUAUUUACUUAAACGAUAUAAUAAAGAAAUCAUCACUGCGGAAGAGUUUGCAACUGCUGGGAGAUCUGUUAAGUCGGGGUUAAUCAGUGCCGCUGUAGUUUCAUCAUGGACUUGGGCUGCUACUUUGCUAACAUCAAGCACACAGGUGUACAAGAAUGGGGUUUUUGGCUCGUGUGGAUACGCGUUUGGUGCCACUGCUCAGAUUACAUUAUUCGCUACAUUGGCAAUCAAGGCUAAAGAAAGGGCUCCUCUGGCUAGAACAUAUAUGGAGAUUAUCAGAGCAAGAUAUGGUGCACCUGCACACACUGUUUAUAUCAUUUGGGGUCUAGCAACUAAUUUCAUGGUCACAAUCAUGUUAAUCACUGGUGGUGCAGCUACUGUUCGUGACUUGACUGGAAUGCAUCCAGUGGCCUCGUGUUUAUUGAUUGGUCUCUCGCCAACUGUUUACUCAGUAUUUGGUGGUAUCAAAGCUACUAUUUUGACAGACUAUGCUCAUACCGUUGUCUUGCUUAUUAUUAUUCUUGUCUUUGGGUUCGUCACGUGGGCGACAAGCCCGGUGUUGGGAUCACCAGGAGUAGUUUGGGACUUGGUUACCAGAGCAGGAGAGCUAUAUCCAGUGGAAGGUAAUCAUGAAGGUUCGUAUUUGACAAUUCAUUCACGAUCAGGUGGAAUCUUUUUCGUCAUAACAAUUGCGAGUGCUUUUGGAAAUGUGUUUUUAGAUAAUGGAUACUAUAAUAAAGCUUUUGCAGCUAACCCUGCGUCGGCUUACAAGGGAUAUAUUUUGGGAUCAUUGGCAUGGCUUCCAAUACCAGCAUUUUGUUCAUUGACCAUGGGAUUGGCCGGAUUGGCUCUUGAGCGUACAGAACAAUGGCCAUUAAAAAGACCCAUGACUCCUGAAGAGGUUGCUGCUGGUUUGGUGUUGCCAAAUACUGCUUCAGCUUUAUUGGGUAAAAGUGGUGCUGUUUUGAGUUUGAUUGUAACCUACAUGGCUUGUACCAGUGCUAUGUCAUCUGAAUUGAUUUCUGUUUCAACCAUUGUCACAUAUGACAUAUACCGAACCUAUAUCCAUCCUACUGCGACAGGUAAAAAAUUGAUAUUCAUCUCCCAUAUCAGUUGUGGUGUAUUUGCUUACUUUAUGGCGGCAAUUUCAAUUGGACUUUACUAUGGUAACGUAUCUUUGGGUUUCUUGUAUGAAUUAAUGGGUAUUCUUUCUGGAGGAGCAGUAAUGGGUUCUGUGAUGACUAUAUUGUCAUCAAAGCAAAACUGGCAAGCUAUUACAUUUUCACCCCCAAUUGCAAUGAGUUUGGCAAUCAUGUCUUGGUUAGUAGUUUGCAAGACUAAAUUUGGAAGCAUUACGUACGAUAACUUGUUUCAAGAUGAUGCCAUGUUGACUGGUAAUGUUGUAUCCUUGCUCUUCCCAUUGAUUACAAUUCCGUUAUUCACCUUCAUUUUCAAACCUCAAAAUUUUGACUGGAAGUUGUUGGAAACAAGAAUUACAAAGGUGGAUGAAACUGAGGAGUUGAUGGAAGCCACAGGUAAAAGACAUCGUGAUAACGAAAAGUUAAAUCCCGUCAUGUCCGAUAUAUCUGUUAUUGCUAGCAACUUGGCCGAGAGCAGGCGUGCAAAGUAUUCCCAAGAUCAAAUGCAAUUACACAAGGCAUUCAAAACUACCGCCAUUGUGUGUGUGGUUGUUACCAUUUGUUUGGUAAUUCUUUUCCCAAUGCCAUUGUAUGGAAGCAAGUACAUUUUCUCCAAAAAGUUUUUUACUGGAUGGGUUUGCGUAUUCUUUAUUUGGACGUUUUACACAGUAUUCCAAGUUGGCAUUUAUCCAAUUUGGGAGGGCAGAGCAACACUAUUUCACAUGGCGAGAGGAAUUUACUGGGAUUGCACUGGUCAAUCUCACAAGUUGUAUGAAUGGCAGGAUUCUCACCCCGAGGAUUUGCAUGCGGUGCAAUCCCAGAUUAUUGCUCAGUUGUCUCAAGAAAAUAGUGCUGGGGCUCCGGAGGUGUUUGAAUCAUCAGUUGCCAACGACUCACGUAUAGAUUAUCAAUUAUCUGACGAAAAGAAAUGA
Molecule: messenger RNA, 2169 nt
Organism: Lodderomyces parapsilosis
Lineage: Eukaryota; Fungi; Ascomycota; Pichiomycetes; Serinales; Debaryomycetaceae
Product: sodium:solute symporter family protein
Exons: 1
Coding region: 1-2169 (722 amino acids)
Biological process (GO): spermidine transport; putrescine transport; urea transmembrane transport
Cellular component (GO): plasma membrane
Molecular function (GO): spermidine transmembrane transporter activity; urea transmembrane transporter activity; putrescine transmembrane transporter activity
Source: RefSeq, a predicted model, not a curated record